Molecule: messenger RNA, 732 nt
Organism: Hirsutella rhossiliensis
Lineage: Eukaryota; Fungi; Ascomycota; Sordariomycetes; Hypocreales; Ophiocordycipitaceae
Product: cytochrome p450 domain-containing protein
Exons: 1
Coding region: 1-732 (243 amino acids)
Molecular function (GO): oxidoreductase activity, acting on paired donors, with incorporation or reduction of molecular oxygen; heme binding; iron ion binding
Source: RefSeq, a predicted model, not a curated record
AUGAUGUAUACCGCUGGGGCUGACACGACCGCCAUCACACUGACAAGUUUCUUCCUUGCUAUGGUUAUGAACCCUAAGGUGCAACGCAAGGCGCAGGAGGAGAUAGAUAACGUGAUCGGCACUGACCGGCUUCCCCGAUUUGAAGACCGAGACAAGCUUCCAUACGUCGAGAGCGUGGUUCAAGAAGCGUACAGGUGGUUUCCCGUUGUACCCCUGUGUUUUCCACAUGCAAUGCUCGAGGACGCUAUCGAAAAAGGGUACAAUAUCCCAAAAGGAGCAAUUAUACUUCCCGCAAUAUGGUGGUUUUUACAUGAUCCUGAGGUGUAUGCGGAGCCUGACGUUUUCGACCCCGAGCGGUUUCUAGAGCCGCGUAAGGAGCCUGAUCCUAAGAACGAGGCAUUCGGUUAUGGGCGCAGAGUAUGCCCCGGGCGAAAUUUCGCUGAUUCGAGCGUUUUUCUCACCAUUGCGAAGACAUUAGCCGCUCUGGAUAUUACUAAAGCGGUAAAUAAUCACGGGAAGGAAAUUGAAGUCAAGUUUGGGGUCACACCUGGAGUACUCAGUCACCCUCUAGCUUUCUCUUGCAACAUCGAGCCCCGGAGCAAGAAGCACGCGGAGCUUGUUAGGAGUGUCGAGGUUGAGCAACCGCGAGAGGAGAGUGAUGCUAGUCGCCUUUGCAUUACGACCACGGCCAGCCAGCUUACGGCUAAGGAAGAUGUGCCCAAGACCUCAUAG